Camelina sativa (false flax) is the source of this 1212-nucleotide messenger RNA. RefSeq names its product putative protein phosphatase 2C 17. Lineage: Eukaryota; Viridiplantae; Streptophyta; Magnoliopsida; Brassicales; Brassicaceae. Gene Ontology annotation, molecular function: protein serine/threonine phosphatase activity. The record is from RefSeq and is a predicted model, not a curated record. Gene Ontology annotation, biological process: protein dephosphorylation.
CAGAACAGAAACAGAGGAUACUAUACAAAUAAAAUUUUCAGUGGAUAUAAACAUUUCUCUCAAGAAAACGACAUUAACGAAGGAGAUCGAAAGCUUCUUCUCUCCAAUUCUGAUCAACUUUAGGAUUGUUUUUGUUCAAUUUCACAAUAAAAUGUCCAAGUUUUGCUGCUCUCGUUCUUCUACACAAGCUGUGGUAGCACAAAAGACUAACUCGGGUAAAGGAAGAAACGGUGAAGGAGGAAUCAAGUAUGGAUUUAGUUUGACAAAAGGCAAGUCUAAUCAUUCAAUGGAGGAUUACCACGUUGCUAAGUUUAUCAAACUCAACGGCAAUGAAUUGGGCCUUUUUGCUAUCUUUGAUGGUCAUAAAGGUGAUAGUGUACCUGCUUAUUUGCAGAAGCAUCUCUUCUCUAACAUCCUCAAAGACGGAGAGUUCUUGGUUGAUCCACGAAGAGUGAUUGCAAAAGCUUAUGAGAAUACAGACCAAAUGAUUUUAUCAGAUGCUGGUUCUGAGUUAGAUAGUGGUGGUUCGACAGCUGUGACUGCUAUUUUGAUUAAUGGGAAAGUUUUGUGGAUAGCUAAUGUUGGUGAUUCUCGAGCAAUUGUUUCUCGUCGAGGUAAAGCAAAACAGUUGAGUGUAGAUCAUGAUCCUGAUGAUGAUACUGAGAGGAGUAUGAUUGAGCGUAAAGGUGGAUUUGUAACCAACAGACCAGGAGAUGUUCCUCGAGUGAACGGUUUGUUAGCUGUGUCUCGUGUCUUUGGGGACAAAAACCUCAAAGCAUAUCUGAAUUCAGAGCCUGAUAUUAAGGAUGUUACCAUUGACAGUCACACAGAGUUUCUUAUUCUUGCUAGUGAUGGUAUUUCCAAGGUGAUGACAAAUCAAGAAGCAGUUGAUGUAGUUAAGAAGGUUAGAGAUCCAAAGGAAGCAGCGAAGCAACUAAUAGCUGAAGCAUUGAAAAGGAACAGUAAGGAUGACAUAUCUUGCAUCGUUAUCCGAUUUAGAUGAUAACCGAACCCCAAAGAGACCAAGACUCAAGCUUUGCUUCAGUUGUAUGAUUCUUUUGUGUUUAGUUAAAUGUGAUCUAGUUAUUGGUUACGUGUGUAUUUUCAAGAAUAGGAGUUUUAAUAGGACUACAAUAUUAUACUUUAGCUUUGUUUAACAAACCAGAUGAUUUAUCAUAUAAAAAUACAUCACAAGAGAUACAGUCGACUUUA